ACCAAAAUAGAAACUCAGCCGCCGCCGCGGCGCCGCCCCUUUCUCUUCUUCUCCCUCCCACCCAAAUCCCCCGCUCGCCACGACGAACCGCCGCCUGCGAUGACGCGCCGAAGCCGGGAACGCCGCGCGGCCGCCGGCGACGGAGACCCCGCCGGCCCCCCGCAUUACGCCCCCGACGAGGAGCGCCGCCUCGCCGAGGAGGUGCUCUACCUCCACUCCCUCUGGCGCAGGGGCCCGCCCGCCCCCGCCCCCGCCGGGCCUCCCGCGCCACCCGCCGGAGGCUCCCGCGCCAGCGCCGGAGGCUCCCGCCCCAACCAGCGGAAGCGCCGCAGGACCGAGCGCACCGCCGCGGAGCCCGAGGAACCCGGCGCCGACUGGCCCCUCGCGCCCUCCCCGCCCGCCUCCCCAUCCCCCGCCUCCUGGCCCGACGCCGCCCCCUCCUCCCCCGCUCCCAGGCCGCCGCCGCAGCAGCAACCUUCCCCCGCCUCGCUCGCGCAGCGGGACGCCCUCCGCGCCGCCGAGGAGUUCUUCUCCGCGCGCGGCUCCUCGGGCGAGGACGGCGACGGCGAGUCCGAGGGGUCCGAGUCGGAGGACGGCGGGGACGCGGCGGCGGGGUUCUUCCUCGGGCUGUUCGAGCGGGACGCCGCGCUGCGGGGGUACUACGAGCGGUGCCACGAGGAGGGGGAGUUCCGGUGCAUGGGGUGCGUGGGGAGGAAGAGGAAGGGCAGGGGCCAGGCCAGGAGGUUCCGGGACUGCAAAAGCCUCGUGCACCACGCGCGCGACGCCACGCGCUGCGGGAGGCCGCUGGCGCACCGCGCGCUCGCCGCCGCCGUCUGCCGCGUUCUCGGCUGGGACGUCAAGCGGCUGCCCAGCAUCGUCAUCGACCCCUGCGGCACGCUCGGCCAGGCGCUGCUCGCCAGGGAGGGGGCGAGUGCCGCCGCUUCCACCGCCCAGGAGGCAAAGGAGAAUGUUGAUAGUGUGGACAAUGAUGGCAUGGAUGCAGUGAAGGAGGAUGUUGGUUUGGACAAGAACGGCUCCUUGAAUGAUGACAGGAAGGAGGAUGUUGAUAGUAGAAUGAAUGAGGCCGCAUUAAGUGAUGGGGAUGGAGCAAAGGACGGUGUUGAUACAGGGAAGAUUGGCUCUCCAAGUAAUGACAAUGAUGGAGAGGUUCAUGGGCAAGACAAUGAUACAAGAACUGUUGAAAAGGAAGGUGCUAUUGGCAAUAAACAGGAGCAUCCUAAGAGUGCAGAUGCUAUGGGGGGCACUUGUGAUGUCAGACCAGAAAACAAUUCAUCAAAGGAAGAAGCUGCUACAGAGAAUAAGGAGGAGCAUACUGACGGUGUUGUUGACUCCGGAGAUGAUAUUGGUAACUUGGGAGACAAUUUAGUGGACUCAUCAAAGGUGUACUCGUGCACUCAUGACAUCUGGACAUCACGAAAGGAGAUUCUAGAUUGACAAGCCACUCACUGAACGUGUUAUCGUCCACCUGCCCAUCCUACCCUCGCCAGUUUACAGCCCUCUCAUCCAACCAAAAACCUUAACCCAUGACUGAGCAGGGCCAACGAUGAACGGGCAUAAUGCCACAACAAUAACGACGGCCCAUUUCUGCCUGCCAACUCAAAGCCUUGUCCGCAACUGUCUUUGGCCAUCCAACCUCCGCUCCCAUGUCUCCUGCCUCCCUAACAAACCUCUGACCCUCUCGCAGCCUGAUCUGGUCACAUGGCUCGUGCCACCGAUGGGGCCAUCAUCAUGGGUAGUUGGGUACUCCCACCGACUUCACAGCUUGCACAAUGUUGUCAGAUCUGCUGCAUCUGCAUUUUAAGGAUUACACGCAAUCCCACGAUUCAUUUUGGCAUUACCCGACCUCAUGUAUAUCUUUCUUAUGCAUUUUUGGGACAUUAUAUUGCCAAGACACUGUUUAGAUAAUGGAAGCAAACACUGUUCCGGCCUCCUUCAAAAGAUACACAUGUUUGGUGCAUUAUUUUAUAUUUUUCUGUUUUGCAUUUUUGUACUGGUUUGUAAUUGUAUAUUUUGUUGAAAAAGUAGUAUGUCAAACAAUAUAUUUGUGGGUUGCAUUGGCGUACAUAGAUAUUUUUCUAAUGCAGUUUUGUGAUAGGCAAACAUAUUUGUCAUACAUUUUUUUUCAUUCAACUUAUAAAAUUGGAUGUGAGGAAGUGAGUCUCAGCCAAAUUUGUGGAGGGUUGACGUGAAGACAUACUAAGUGGCAUGAUAUUUGAUGUCCACCAGUCCUGAUUUGGAUUCUCGACCACACGUUCUUAUCGAACUAUCCAGAUCUCUUUUUUUAGCAUGAUAUCCAGAUCUCAUUAGUGCUGGAGUCCACCAGAAAUGGUAAUUGAAGAACAAUAUACUCCUUCGCACAUGCAUUUCAAAACUCAAUUUUGACCAUUAAUUUGACUAAACCAGACGUGGGUUAUGUUCCACAAAAAUUGUUUUAUCGGAUUCGUGUUUGUACAAAGUUUCCAAUGGUAUAAUUCUUUGACAUAGGAGUACAAGACAUUGUUAAUCAAAUUUGUGGUCAAAGUUAAAUCAUGCAAAACAAGGACACCAUGUAAAAGGGGGCAGAGGGAGUAUGCCUUUUCUUUACAUGCAUUUGGCCAAAAUCAAUUGAAAUGUGCGCUGUGAUGGUAAACUAUUGUGAUGGUGUAGAUUUUCUGUUCCAGAUGAAGAUUAGGUAAAAUAAUACUCCGUCCCGAAUUACAUGUCUUAGAUUUGUCUAGAUAUGGAUGUGACACGUCUUAGUGUUAGAUUCAUCUGUAUCUGACAAAUCUAAGACAAGUAAUUUGGGACGGAGGUAAUAGGAAGGUAGACUUAAAAGGUUCUGAAGAGAAACUGCUCGGCUGACCAGCUAGCUAUCUUACGAACGAACAAUAGAAGUUUCUGAAGAGAAGUCCUGGAUGUAUAUAAUUGGAUGAAGUAUGUAUGAAACUCCAAAAUUUGAAGGAUCAAAUAUCAUCCCACAAUGUACAUCCAGUAAUUUAUUUGACUCCUUUGAGGGAGUGUUUGUGUGUGUGUGUGUGUGUAGAGUCUGCAGAUGUGAACCGAGAUCAUCCGAACAUUCUCCUAGCUGGCUGUUGUGAUGGCACCCACAUACUUUUCGAUGACAUCAGUAUUUGGCUACUUG
This is a messenger RNA of Triticum aestivum (bread wheat), 3142 nucleotides long. Its product is annotated as chloride intracellular channel protein 6. The transcript is spliced from 8 exons. The coding region runs from base 100 to 1455 and encodes 451 amino acids. Lineage: Eukaryota; Viridiplantae; Streptophyta; Magnoliopsida; Poales; Poaceae. The record is from RefSeq and is a predicted model, not a curated record.